UUUAGAUUAGACAUUGCAACCUUCAACUAUUUAUAUUCAAAGUAAAUAAAACUUAAGUUAAACCAGUUUUGCCGAGUAAUCUCCACAAGAUUUUCGAAUUUUGCCAUUGUGGAUGUAAUUUUGUUUUUCAUGUUACAAUGGGGCAAAUAUUAGCCGUACAAUGUCAUUCAAGUGUUCGAUUAGAUGGAAAAAUAGCAGUUAUAACAGGAGCUAAUACAGGAAUAGGGAAAACAACUGCGAAAGAUUUUUAUAAAAGAGGUGCUAGAGUAAUACUUGCUUGUAGGGAUGUAACUAGAGCAAAUGAAGCCAUUAAAGAUAUAAAAGAUCAAUGUGAGGGAGAGGAAAAUUUGGGGGAAUUAGUAUGUGUUAAACUUGAUCUCUCUAGUUUAUCUUCAGUUAGAAAUUGCUCCGAAGAAUUGUUAAAACGUGAAAAAUGUAUUAAUAUACUAGUAAACAACGCAGGAAUAGUUGGAGUUCCUUAUAAAAAAACCACCGAUGGAUUUGAAAUGACUUUUCAGACUAAUUAUUUGGGACAUUUCUUGUUUACAUUACUUUUAAUACCUCUACUCAUAAAAGGGAGACCAGCUAGGAUUGUUAAUGUUACAUCCAUGUUACAUGCCUUUAUGUGGUCGAGUUUCGAUUUAUCAGAUUUAAAUUUCGAAAAUAGGAAGUAUGGAGAUAUGAGGGCUUAUAUGGAAAGUAAAUUAUGCAACAUAUUAUUUACUAAAGAAUUAGCACGUAAAUUAAGUGAAAAUGAUAUUGAUGGUAUCACCGUGUACGCUCCUCAUCCGGGAGCUGUUCGAACAGAAGGGGGUAGGUAUUUAGACGAAUCGUACUUUCGAGGUAUGUACUGGCUCUGGUUACACGUUUUGGGGUUAUUCUAUAAAAGUCCCGAACUUGGAGCUCAAACGACAAUAUAUUGUUCUGUCGAUGAACAAUGUGCUAAUGAAACUGGGUUAUACUAUUCAGAAUGUAAACCGACCGAACCAUCUGCAUACGCCAAAGAUGAAAAAUUAGCAAAAGAUUUAUGGAAUUUGAGUUUGAAAUAUGUCAAUUUAGAAAAUUAUAAUCCUUUUCAGAAACUUUGAUUAGUAUUGAAGUUUGUUUUAAAUUUCAAAGGAGACGUAGUGAUGAGGUUUCAUAUAACUUUUAAUAUUAUUCUUUUAUUUGUUUA
Molecule: messenger RNA, 1174 nt
Organism: Diorhabda carinulata
Lineage: Eukaryota; Metazoa; Arthropoda; Insecta; Coleoptera; Chrysomelidae
Product: retinol dehydrogenase 12-like
Exons: 4
Coding region: 138-1088 (316 amino acids)
Source: RefSeq, a predicted model, not a curated record